Gamsiella multidivaricata is the source of this 1115-nucleotide messenger RNA. RefSeq lists its product as uncharacterized. The transcript has a single exon. Bases 30 to 932 code for a protein of 300 amino acids. The record is from RefSeq and is a predicted model, not a curated record. NCBI's taxonomy places the organism in Eukaryota, Fungi, Mortierellomycota, Mortierellomycetes, Mortierellales, Mortierellaceae.
AUUCUACCGACCACUAUCACCACCAUUCAAUGUAUCAUUAUCAUUCAGUCCCCAGUCAGGAUCCAGCCAGUGCUCCUGUGUCUCCCUCACAAGCGGAAUCGCAGCAUGAUCUCUUCACGAAAGCAGCAUACAAAAAGACUGGCUCGCUUGGGCGUCAUCCCUGGGUCAUUCUGAGUCUCCCCUUUUCGAUUGCUCUCCUCAUCUCCGCAAGCGUCUACUAUCUCUCGAUUGCGCCUAUACAUCUCUCGCCCAGAGCCCAAGCCCUGCGCAAUCAUCGGCCAUUGCAGCAGCAGCAACAGGGGCAGAUGUCGAACCUUGGAGGCGAGAGAUGGACGCUAUUUGGACUAGGCUCUGCUGUCCCUCCGUCUUCGUCAUGGCAUUGGCUCCCACUUCAGCUGACAGGGGAAGAUGAGAAAAUGGCGGAUGAAGAGGCAGAGGACGGACAGAUCAUUGCCGACUGCAAGGUGACCGAGAUCGGUAUUGCCGUGAUCGAGGCUGACGAGCAACCCAGCGGUAUCAUAGACGCGACAUUUUAUGACAUUGAAAGUGAGACUGGCGACGACGAGCAGGAGGAGAAGAAGGAGGAAGAGGACGAUGGCGAAGAAGGCGAGGAGGAAGAGGAAGAAGGCGAGGAGGAAGAGGACGAAGAUGAGGGGGAUUACGAUGAUUAUGACGGCGAAUAUGGCUACAAGGACGCGGAGGAGGAGAAGGAAGACAGGGUAGCCAAAGUGUUCAAGCAGAUCGCCGACGAACUCGAAGAGCUCGCAGAAAUGACCCAGGGUGUCCAAACUAAAAUCCUUGACGCGUUCCCAAACGCCAUGGAAGCCGUCAUCGGUGCUCUAAAAUCCGUCACCCAUCUAUAUCCACGUUUCACCAAACGCAACACAGACGCGACCGUUGGCAACAACGACGAUGCCAGUCAUCCCUCGUAAAUUCCUGUCCCUUGACUAGGCGCAGAAGAACACGAGGAGAGCGGUCUAUAGCGUCCUUAAACCGGCGGCUACGCCAGCCAGACCAGCAGCAGCAGCAGUAAGACCCAGGAGAGCAAGCACAAGACUUUCCAAAAUCCUGAAAAAUAAAAAAAUAAACUAACCUGAACAGCAUCGGUAGCACCC